AUGGACAUAUCUUUCUUGGCGGGUGUUCCUCGCCAAAACCAACCUGAGGAAAGACGUGCCUCUGACAAUGGUAUUAACAUCCCACCGGCACCGCGGGGGACUCAAUUGUCGCGUGAACUCGAAGCCUAUCCGACUUACCUGGAGAAUGGACGCUGGUAUCAUGGCUAUCGGCGCGGACAGUAUAUGUUUCCCUGCGAUGAGCCGGAACAAGACCGCUUGGAUCUAUUCCACAAAAUGCUCCGUGUGGCUAGGCACGAGAAGCUUCAUCUUGCCCCGAUAAACAUUCCCAACCCAGUGACUAUGGGGGAUGCGGGUCCUCGGGUGCUUGACCUCGGUUGCGGGACGGGAAUCUGGGCCAUGGAUAUGGCAAGAGCGUAUCCGAAAGCAGAAGUCUUUGGAAUUGAUUUGGCGCCUAUCCAGCCGGUCAACCCGCCAUCCAAUUGUGCCUUUUACUCCCCACGAGAUUACGAAAGCCCGUGGCUCUUAGGAGAAGGGUCUUGGGACUUCAUUCACCUGCAGAUGGGUUGCGGCAGCGUCACGGACUGGAAGAAUGUCUAUAACAAGGUCAUCAACCACUUGCGGCCGGGCACGGGGUAUUUUGAGCAAGUCGAGAUCGAUUUUGAUAUGCGAACCCAUGGUUUCACCCUGGCGCCUAAUAAUCCCCUUGCCAUCUGGUACCAGCUCCUGAGGGAAGCCACAGAGGCUGGAAGGAGGCCCAUUGCCUUUGAUCUCAGAACAAGUCAAUAUUUGGAACACGCUGGGUUCGUGGAUAUCACCCAUAAUACGAUAACAUUACCGCUCAGUAUGUGGGGAACUGAUCCUGAUUCGAUGGAAGUCGGGAAAUGGUAUAGCCUUGCUUUUUCGGAAAGCGCCCUGACGCUCCUUUGGGCGCCACUCAUUCGAAUGAAAAACAUGUCAAUUGACGACAUUAGGAAUUUGGCUCAACAAGCAAAAGUGGAAGCAUAUAAGAAGGAUAUCAGGGCGUACAAUGUCCUGCACAUCUAUACAGCAAGGAGACCAACGUAA
This is a messenger RNA of Uncinocarpus reesii 1704, 1026 nucleotides long. Its product is annotated as LaeA protein. The record is from RefSeq and is a predicted model, not a curated record. NCBI's taxonomy places the organism in Eukaryota, Fungi, Ascomycota, Eurotiomycetes, Onygenales, Onygenaceae. Gene Ontology annotation, molecular function: methyltransferase activity. The transcript has 3 exons. Bases 1 to 1026 code for a protein of 341 amino acids.